This is a messenger RNA of Ilex paraguariensis (yerba mate), 1575 nucleotides long. The record is from the annotation of a GenBank genome assembly. NCBI's taxonomy places the organism in Eukaryota, Viridiplantae, Streptophyta, Magnoliopsida, Aquifoliales, Aquifoliaceae.
AUGAAUGGAAGGUCCUUCACGGCUCUUUGGUUAAAUGAUCCAAAGAAUAACCUGGCCCAGUUUAGGUACUGGUUCACUACUGCUCUAGGUAGACCCGUCGCAAGUAUUGGUUUUAAGAAAGUGCCAAAGUGGUCAACGCUAAAGGGGCCAUUUGGUAACUGGCCUCCCACCAAAGGUUUGAGUGGCCUCAUAAGGGGAAUCAAGAUAAUUCCACCAACUUCAGAAAAUUUUAAUAUGGAUUUUCUAGGUGGAUCAGCAGGAAAAAGGAAAUCAGGAGCGAUGGAUCUACUGGGCACCACUUCUGAAUAUUGUUUUCCUUGGGAGCAUCAGGUUACUUCAAUUUCAGGAAUUACUCGACCAGGGAAUACUCAUGAACUGUGCUCAAAUCAAAGGAAGAAUUUUGAACCUAUAAAUUUUAGGAAUCAGUUUGAGAAUGAUCACUUCCAUCAUCGGAAUGUUUUUCCAGAAACCAGGUUAACUAGUAAUUGGGACUUGCAUAGAAAUGCCUCUUUAACUGUGACACCACAUUUUGUACAGUCCAAAAGACCUUUCUCACUAAUUAAGAUGCCAGUUGGGGAGGCACCUGAAGUAUUAACUUGGCAACCCCUGGCUCCUCAUCAUAUGUUAGACCACAGUGGAGCUCAUAACUCUUUGUCCCUCCCGAGUUCACAUAAUGCACAUACAGGAAAACCUAAGGUUGAUCCUGGUUUGGAAGCUCUAAUGAAUUCUGGGAUCAAGGAUCGUGGUUUCUCAGACAGACAGGAAGUGUGCAAUGCAUCAUCUGAGUGUGAGAUACCUAUGGAAACAUCACAACAGAGCUUUAUACAGUCUAACAGGUUUUCUCAUGGUUUCGAUAGACCAUCUUUUCAGGGAACCAGUAAAUUUCAAAUUUCUGGUGGAUUGAAACAAAGGGGGCAUUUUUUAGACAAUGCAAGAAUUAGUGACAUAUUGUCUGUAGGGACGGCCUCUGUGGGAGCAUCUGUUUACACAGUGGAAACCAGAAAUCAUAAAUUGUUGCAAAAUGAAGUACAAUUUGGCAGUGCUACUUUAGGUAUUAUUUUGGGUGACAGCUCUGAAAGUAGGCAACCAGGUCAUGGAGAGGAAGACGCCAAAGUAACUGAAGGAACAGAGGCAGCAGAUAUGGAGAAUUUGAAAUAUUCUUUUACAGAGGAAAUUUCUGCUAACCAUGGUAAUGGUGAUGCUAGCAUUGGGGCACAUGGUCAAGAAAAUGACCCAAGUCAUGGUUCUCCCAAAUUAGAGGAGAAGAGGAUAUUAGCUUCUGGCAAAGCAGCUCCUAUAGUUGCUGAAAAUCUUUGGAAUGGGUUGCUUCAGUUAAAUUCCUCCCAAGUUGUGUCCACACUUGCCUUCUUCAAAAGUGGUGAGAAGUUGCUUGAUAUCAACUGGUCUGAACUUGUAGAAGUUAAAGGGAAAGUAAGAUUAGAGGCCUUCGAAAAAUAUAUUCAAGAUCUUCCUCGUUCACGCAGUCGGGGAUUGAUGGUAAGAUGUCAUCAUUUUUCUUUCCUUUAUGAAAUAGGCAACUUAAAUUAUGAUGAAGCGAAUGAUUUACCCAUCUGA